This is a messenger RNA of Nicotiana attenuata, 384 nucleotides long. Its product is annotated as LOB domain-containing protein 22-like. The transcript has a single exon. The record is from RefSeq and is a predicted model, not a curated record. The coding region runs from base 1 to 384 and encodes 127 amino acids. Lineage: Eukaryota; Viridiplantae; Streptophyta; Magnoliopsida; Solanales; Solanaceae.
AUGGAGAAUGCAGAUCCGGUCAUAUCUAAUGAAAAAUGUGCAGCAUGUAUGUACCUAAGGAAAAAAUGUGCUGCAAAUUGCCAAUUAGCUCCAUAUUUUCCUUCCGAUAGAACUGAAGAUUUCCAAAAUGUUUAUCAACUUUUCGGCGUAAGCAACAUCAUAAAUAUGCUUAAUUCAGUUGAUGAUGAUGAUGAGCAAAAAGGAAAAAUGGCAGAAAGCUUAAUUUUAGAGGCAAAGAUUAGGAAAGAAAACCCUGUGUAUGGUUGCCUUGCUAUUGAAAGAAAACUGAGGUUAGCAAUUCAAGAAACCGAAAAGGAACUUGAAAUAGUACAGAAAACAAAUGCAUUUUACAAAGAAAUGGCCAAAUCUCAAAUGCAAAAAUAG